GACCCAGCCCUCCGCCGUGCCGGGGGUGCCGGGAGCCGCAGGCCCCCGCCUCAGGGAAUGCUGCGGGUGCAUAGAAGGACUACAAGUCCCAGGGUCCUCUAGGUGCGGGGGCGGUGUGCGCUCCGAGCCCGCUGAUAGAGGGGCUCCUGGGAGCAUCGGGCUGGACGCCCGCCGGCCUCUGUGUUCCUUCGGCCUCGGGUUUCUGGAUUCCGAGCCUCCUGGAUCCACAGUUCAGCCGGCAGCUGAUUACUCUCACCUGCUUUCAUUCUCUGCACCAGAAACCUCAGGUCCAGGAGCAUCAGCAGCAGAGAUGUCUAAUGAGCCCCCCCCUCCUUAUCCUGGAGGCCCUACAGCCCCACUACUAGAGGAAAAAAGUGGGGCCCCACCUACCCCAGGCCGCAGUUCCCCAGCGGUGAUGCAGCCGCCACCAGGCAUGCCACUACCCUCUGCUGACAUUGCUCCUCCACCUUAUGAGCCACCGGGUCAUCCAGUGCCUCAGCCUGGCUUUGUGCCCCCUCACAUGAAUGCAGAUGGCACCUACAUGCCUGCAGGUUUCUACCCUCCUCCAGGCCCUCACCCACCUAUGGGCUAUUACCCACCAGGACCCUACCCACCAGGGCCCUACCCUGGCCCUGGGGGCCACACGGCCACAGUCUUGGUCCCAUCAGGGGCAGCCACCACGGUGACAGUACUACAGGGAGAGAUUUUUGAAGGUGCACCUGUGCAGACAGUGUGCCCCCACUGCCAGCAGGCAAUCACCACCAAGAUUUCCUACGAGAUUGGCCUGAUGAACUUUGUGCUGGGUUUCUUCUGCUGCUUCAUGGGGUGUGACCUGGGCUGCUGCUUGAUCCCCUGUCUCAUCAAUGACUUCAAGGAUGUGACGCACACGUGUCCCAGCUGCAAAGCCUACAUCUACACAUACAAGCGCUUGUGCUAACGGAGCUAGACUUGGACUCCCCCACCUAUUACUCUGGCCCCAUGUGCUUUGCUCCCCAUGCUCAGUGGUCACCAUCCCUCAGCCCCCCUUAGGGUUGGAAGUUUUGCCACUGUACCCUGGAAAUCCUGUCCUCACCUUGCCCUUCCCUGAGCAUCCGACUCUUCUAGCAAAAACUGCGUUGGAUUUAAGGCCAAGGGCCAGUGGGUGGCAUGGGGGUAGCACAGAUCUUGUGUGUUGCUUGGGCAUUUGCAAUCCAGAAGGUAAGCUGGAGGGUCUCUUACUGGGGUCCUCACUCCUCCUUUCUGUAUAAGGUCCACACUUGGUCCUUACUCUUCCUGGGACCAAAAGCACCCAAAGCAUCAACAGGUCCCAGACUAGGACCUACAGUGAGGGCUAUGCCUGGAACCAUAGUUGUUUCUGACCUGAAAUGAGGUCAGGGCAUCAUCCAGAGUUAAGUGGACCCAAGCAAUACAGGGUCUUAAGGCCUGGGCUUAUAUGGAGUAUGUUGUCUGGGGUGCCAAAGGUGGAAUAAGAAAGAAGUAAUGACUGCCAACUCUGGGCCUCAGAACUCUCAGGUAUGGAAACCCAGGACUUCUACCCACACUGUACAGGAGGUACCUAGGAGCUGCCUGGCGAAGAGGACACUGGGCUAGUUAAAGCCCUGGUAGCCAAGAACACUUGCCCCUGUUCUUACUUAGCUUCCUUUGAGUCAGUCAGUGUGCAGAGAUCUUCUUUCUGGCCACACCUCUGUGAACCCCUAUAUUUCCUGGGGCCAGAAAGAAUGAAUGCCCAUGAGCCUGUCUUGUCUACUUUUGUGUCUGUGCUGUGUGUGAAUACAACUUCUGCCUGGUGGCUUGCUGACAGAUGGCAGAUCAGAAGAGCCUCCUUAUAGGUUCAUUGGUCUCUGGAGUAAGUGCCAGUCUUUUUUGCCAUAGAUGGGACAACUGUGGCACUGAGCUGGGGACCAGGAAGAAGUCACAAGUGGUGGGGGUGUCCUAGGACAUGAGUCUUGCCCAGGAUGUAAACCCAAACUUGUCUAUUUCCUCAAUGGUCUGUAAAGAUGCUCACGUGGGCGCUGUGUCCUGCUGCUGUCCCUCUCCUGGUCUCACACUACCACUGCAUGGCCUCCUAUCACUGUGAACUGUGGCCUGGUUCCAGUUUGUAGUUUCAUUAAACUGGCCCUUUCACUCUCCUGCCCUGGGCCUCUGCUGUCUUGCCUGGCUUCCUUCUUUUCUGAGGGUCAGGGUGGGACUACAAGUAGUCUUACUGGCAGGCAAGAGAUUGAGCCUGGAAAAAACAGGUUUAAAAACCCAAUUACGCCAAACCAGAAUUAUAUAUAGACUUGCCCUGGGGGAACCCAGCUGUUCUGAGCCAAGGAGGUUUUGGUUUCAGCAUUGGUUUCCACUACUUACAUAAUUAGGUGUCCAGGCUGCAGAGCCUGAGAACUGGAGCCUUGUCCUAGCUUAGUGACCUCCUAACCUGAAGGUGUUGCUCUUUGGUCCUUAAACAAGACAGGACUGUUAGACUAAGACCUUGUAUUCUGAAGAUAAACACUCAGGCACCCACUCGACCAGGUUGGCCUUGGUAAAACCAACCAUCUGAACUGUGAAGGUGGUGGACUCAUGUUUCAAGAGUUUCCCUGCUGUUUUACUAUUUUUUUUUUCCACACAAGACUUUUACAGAAAUAGAUUCCUACUAAUAAAAAUAUUUAACUUCA
Molecule: messenger RNA, 2654 nt
Organism: Alexandromys fortis (reed vole)
Lineage: Eukaryota; Metazoa; Chordata; Mammalia; Rodentia; Cricetidae
Gene: Cdip1
Product: cell death inducing p53 target 1
Exons: 6
Coding region: 311-937 (208 amino acids)
Biological process (GO): intrinsic apoptotic signaling pathway in response to DNA damage by p53 class mediator
Cellular component (GO): cytoplasmic side of lysosomal membrane; nucleus; cytoplasmic side of late endosome membrane
Molecular function (GO): zinc ion binding
Source: RefSeq, a predicted model, not a curated record